Betta splendens (Siamese fighting fish) is the source of this 3642-nucleotide messenger RNA. RefSeq names its product prenylcysteine oxidase-like. NCBI's taxonomy places the organism in Eukaryota, Metazoa, Chordata, Actinopteri, Anabantiformes, Osphronemidae. Gene Ontology annotation, molecular function: prenylcysteine oxidase activity. The record is from RefSeq and is a predicted model, not a curated record. Gene Ontology annotation, biological process: prenylcysteine catabolic process; prenylated protein catabolic process. The transcript is spliced from 7 exons. Bases 269 to 1774 code for a protein of 501 amino acids.
GGGCCAGCGUGCUUGGUCACGUGAUGAUGCAGGACGUAGACGCGAUGAAUUGAGCUGCACAAUCAUCGCCGUUUCUAAAAUAACUUUAGUUUAUUAUACUUUGUAAAUUCUCCUGUGGUAACAUCCUUAGUGAUUUACAGCAGCAGAGCCACCGUCUUUCAUACAGCUCAUUUUGACACGCUGUAAACGGAAGAGGAGAGAAGCUAACCACUGCGGUAGGCUAACGGACGUCUCCUCCGCUCGCGUGCAGCUCUGCUCCGCUGCCGUCAUGGGAGGCUCCGUGCUGCCGCUGCUCUCCGUCGUGCUGUCCGUCUGCUCCGCUGUGGGAGACGCGGAGGGACCCCCUCACGUCGACGGUUCCCCUCCUGCUAAGAUCGCGGUGGUUGGGGCAGGCAUCGGAGGCAGUGCCACGGCCCACUUCCUGAGGCAGCAUUUCGGCCCAGAGGUUCAAGUGGACGUGUUUGAGAAGGGCGAGGUCGGAGGUCGCCUUGCCACCGUGACCGUCAACCACAACGACUAUGAAUCUGGAGGAUCCAUCAUCCACUCCCUCAACCUCCAUAUGCAGGAGUUUGUCAAACAGCUCGGUUUGAAGUAUCGCCGCAGUGUGGCUGGAAAGACAGCGGUGUUUAAUGGUGAGGAGGUGAUUCUGGAGGAGACAGACUGGUAUCUGCUGGACCUGUUUCGGCUGUGGUGGCGCUACGGCAUCAGCUUCAUACGCCUGCAGAUGUGGGUGGAAGAAAUUAUGGAGAAAUUCAUGAGGAUAUACAAGUACCAGGCUCAUGGAUAUGCCUUCAGCUCGGUGGAGGAGCUGCUGGACUCUCUCGGGGGGAGUGGGUUUAUCAACAUGACCCGGAGGCCGCUCUCUGAUUCCCUGCUGGAGCUGGGUGUGUCGCAGCGCUUCAUCGAUGAGGUCAUUGCACCGGUCAUGAGGGUCAACUAUGGACAGAACGUCAGCAUCCCUGCCUUCAUAGGCGCUGUUUCUUUAGCUGGUGCCCAGAACAACCUGUGGGCGGUGGAAGGAGGAAACAAGCUGGUGUGUUCUGGCCUGCUGAAGAUGGCCAAUGCUAACCUGCUGCGAGCACAAGUCAACGCCAUCACUCCCAUUCAGUCUGGGGAGGCACUCCAGUACCAGCUCAGCUUCACCUCAGCAGCAGGAUCAGAAUCAGAGCUGUAUGACAUUGUAGUGCUGGCAGCACCGCUCCAGACUGGUGUCGAGCCUGGAGUCCACUUCCAAGGAUUUACAGCUUCCUUUGACCAGCUCCUCAGAGACUAUCACAGCACUGUAGCAACCAUUGUCCACGGUUACCUCAACACCUCAUUCUUUGGCUUCCUGGACCCUCGCCUGUUCCCCUUCGCCAGUGUCUUAACAACUGAGAAGCCUGAUCUCUUCUUCAACAGCGUGGCCAGUGUUUGUCCCGUCAACAUCUCGGCAGGCUUUCGUCGUAAGCAGCCACAAGAGGCUGGAGUCUAUAAGGUGUUCUCACGACAACCCUUGGACAAGUCUCAGCUGAAAACACUUUUCAGGUCAUACUACUCGGUGCAGGUGACAGAAUGGAAAGCUUAUCCUCAUUAUGGUAGCAGCCAGGGCCUGCCGCCUGUGGAGCUGCACCAGAAUCUCUACUACCUCAAUGGCAUCGAGUGGGCCGGCAGUGCAAUGGAGAUGAGCUCAGUAGCUGCCAAGAACAUCGCCCUGCUGGCCUACCACCGGUGGAACAGGCAGACCGACAUGGUGGACCAGAAGGACCUCAUGCAUAGGAUCAAGACUGAGCUAUGACCUCGCCAAUAGCCAAGACACGCACCAGCAAGUGUCUCAUGGGUUUCUUCUGUUCUGGGAAAAUCACACAUGACCCAUAGCAGACCAGGUUAGAAUUGGACUGAAUCUGGUUAAGGUAUGGCUGCACAACGUGUGAAAUGUCAAAGCUAAAUGACAGCCUUCAGUAGAAAUCAGGCUGUGUUGUCAAUGGACAUUGGGUUUCUCCCUUGACGUCGCUCAAAAAACCGCAGACAUGCUGUACUACUGAUUGUUCCCACCUAGCUGUGUCCAAUAGCAUGUAUUUAAAUAUAGAACGAGGAUUAUCUAUAUUUGUUCUGGCUCAUCUACUUUGCACUCGUAGGCCAUAAUAUAUGUCCAAUAAGUUCCAAAUACUCAAGGUUACAUUGAAAUUGAAAGUUUUGAUGCAGCGCAGAUUUUUAAAACAGAGUUUUCAUUCAAUAAGCCUUAGAGCAUAACACCCUUCUGCUGCAGGUGUCUGUCAGGUCAGCCUCAUAUCUAACUGGCUCUUUGACGACCUCUACUGUAGGCAGACUACGCAUUCAGUACGUGGUUUCUGCUGCAAAGCUUUGGAUGUAGAAAAUGUCUGCAUUAGGUGAAUAAGAAGUUAAAUAGUAAGUGAUUCAUGAGACCCCUCAUUUUGUUUGCAUAUGUUGAUACAUACAUAUCUAUAGUUUGAAGUAUAAUACACCCAGUUCUCAAAUCUGUUGUUUAAAACUCAACCACUAAAGACAAAUGUGGUUCUGUCUAAAGACUCCAAAGUUUACAAAGUACAUUGUAUUAAUGACAUGUUUUUCGCUCUGAUACUGCAGAGAAAUGAAAUGUGCUACAGUGCUGCUUGGAGAUUUGUUGCUAAUCCCAAUUAAUGGUUUCAUCCACACAUUCAGCUGCAGGCAGCUUUGCCAACGGUUAUAAAACGAAGCAUCCCAGGAAAACACCAGCUGAUAUUUAUCUCACUGGGGAGGAAACGGACUCUGGGGAGCAAUUUUUCUUGACUUUCUGGUGCUGUGAAUUAGCAUCAAUUAGAUCACUGGCAUUUCUCUGUGUAAAUAAAUACUAGUCAGUCAUUAACUUCAUGAAAUACAGUAGCUACACUUCUUGUACUUUCGAAUAACAAUUGGAAAACAACUUCAGCUCUGCUUUUGCCUUCUACAGGUGUGAGGAGUCAGUGCACAUGAGGUUUGCACAGAGGAGAUCUCCAUAAUCUCCUGGAUUUUUGCAAUGAAUAGUAUUUUCCUCAUUGAGCAGCUCGUGGUAGUGGCCACAGGUGCUAUGCUCUGUUGCUUCUUUCAUCAGACUGUUUCUUUAUCCCUCCCUUCCUGCUGCUUUUGUUACGUAAUCCAGUGAAAAGAGUUUUUUUCAGGGACGGGAGCCAACCGGCUUUCAUGCUGGACCACAUGAAAGCAAACGACUGAUCUGCUGGUGAUGAUGAUGCUUUUUUACCCCCUUCUGUCUUUUUAAGAAUCCCUGUAAUCCUGGAACAUGAAUAUGACAACAGAGAUGGAUAUUCUUCAGCUCAAGGAGUGCUGUUUUGUUUUGUUAUGGGAAGAAACUAUUGACUGUUUAUGAUCUUUGUAAGACUGAGUUAUGUCUGUUUUGGAGUUCAGUUGAAAACCCCAUGAUCCUGUCCUGAACAUGAGAUGAAUGUUAUUUUUGAAAUGUGAGUAAGCGAGUGUUGCCUUGUGAUUAGGUCAAACUGCUGUUUUUAAUAUAAUCAUUAUUAACUUUCAUGCAUAGUCAUGCAUAAAAGUUCAUUUCUCAAAUGUUCUCUAAUGAGGCAUGUUCCAACAUAUUUCAUGUAAAUAAUAAAACUGUUGUUGCUGAACAGUUAUUCUAAAAAUAAAGAUAAAGACACCAGUCUGGAGAAAGGA